AUGGAGUCCUAUUAUUCGGUGUCGACGUUGGCAUUGUCUACUUGUAUUGUUGUAUUCUCUAUUUUGCUGGUCGGGGCAAUCCGCAGAGUCUACUUCCACCCACUUUCGCAGUUCCCUGGGCCUAUACUCGCGGCAGUCUCAAAUUUUCCAUACUCCCGCUCCUACCUCUCCGGCCGCCAACCCUGGAACCUCCUCCGCCUGCACCAACGCUACGGACCUAUAGUCCGCGUAUCUCCCACCGAAGUCUCAUUUUCCUCUUGCCAAUCAUGGACGGAUAUUUACUCCCCGCGUAAGGGCUCUGAAUUCAUCAAAUCCCCCUUCUACGAUGGCGGUAACUUCGCCGACCAGGCGCACUCGAUUGUAUCGGAGCGCGACCCAGAGAAACACGCGCAAAUGAGGAAGUUUUUAAGUCGCGCAUUUAGUGAGGGUAGUUUGAGGGAGCAGGAGGGUAUUAUUGGAGGGGUGAUUGGGAGGUGGGCGGAACGGGUUGGGGAGGUAAGCAAGGAGGAAGGAGGUGUAGAUUUAACUAGGUGGUUUAAUUUGAUGACUUUUGAUAUUAUUGGGUUGCUAGCUUUUGGGCAGGAUUUUGAGGGCGUGGAGAGUGGCAAAACACACUUCUGGAUUUCCGACGUACUAGGCAGCAUGUCACAAGCCAGUCUAUCCGAUACAUUGGGGCGCUUCCCAUGGGCCGGAAAGAUAUACAUGCUCCUCAGGCCGGGCUGGUUAAAGAGCCUGAUGGUGGCCGCAGAAAGGCAUCAGAGCUACACUAUCAAAGUCACGAAACAACGCAUCAACGAAAAGACAGACCGCAAAGACUUCAUGUCCUACCUCCUUCGCGACCGCCUCCACGCAGAUGGCACACACGUCUCAGACAUCCAACUCGCAGCCCACGCCUCAGAUUUCGUCAUCGCCGGCUCCGAAACAACCGCUACUACCCUCGCCGUCUGUAUUCACUACCUCCUUGCCAAACCAUCCGCUCUUCAAACUCUUACCGACGAAAUCCUAGACAAAUUUGACAAGGAGGAAGAUAUUUGUGCAGCAAGCACCGGGGGUCUCAAAUACUUACAUGCAGUCUGUCUCGAGGCUCUAAGGAUUUUCGCCCCCCUCCCCCUUGGCCUACCCCGCGUCGUACCCCAAGGCGGGGCUAUCAUCGACGGCUACCCCAUCCCCGAAGGAUUUAUCGUUAGCACAAACCCCUACGCCGCAUCCCUAUCCCCGACAAACUUCACCAACCCUCAAGACUUCAUCCCUGAGCGGUGGUUAGGCAAGAAUGAAAAAGAUGUGUUGGAUGCGACGCGGCCGUUUAGCCUUGGGAGCAGGAGCUGCUUAGGACGCAGUCUGGCGUGGUUGGAGAUGAAUGUUGCGCUGAGUAGGUUGAUUUGGAGGUAUAGCAUUGAGAGAGUUGGCAGGGAGGUCGACUGGGAGGGGGACAGUAGGAUGCAAUUGCUGUGGAAGAAGCCGGAGUUAAGAGUUAGGUUGACGCCGAGAGUUAGGGGGGAGAAGGCUUGA
Messenger RNA from Venustampulla echinocandica, 1509 nucleotides. RefSeq lists its product as uncharacterized. The coding region runs from base 1 to 1509 and encodes 502 amino acids. NCBI's taxonomy places the organism in Eukaryota, Fungi, Ascomycota, Leotiomycetes, Helotiales, Pleuroascaceae. The record is from RefSeq and is a predicted model, not a curated record. Gene Ontology annotation, molecular function: iron ion binding; oxidoreductase activity, acting on paired donors, with incorporation or reduction of molecular oxygen; heme binding. The transcript has 5 exons.